Cynocephalus volans (Philippine flying lemur) is the source of this 906-nucleotide messenger RNA. RefSeq names its product triggering receptor expressed on myeloid cells 1-like. The transcript has 4 exons. The record is from RefSeq and is a predicted model, not a curated record. Lineage: Eukaryota; Metazoa; Chordata; Mammalia; Dermoptera; Cynocephalidae. Bases 12 to 710 code for a protein of 232 amino acids. Gene Ontology annotation, biological process: neutrophil chemotaxis; neutrophil-mediated killing of gram-negative bacterium; chemokine production.
GCACAGAAGGGAUGAGGAAGGCCAGGCUCUGGGGGCUGCUGUGGACGCUCUUUGUCUCAGAACUCCACAAGACAGCUGAAUCAAUGGAGGAAAAGUAUGUCCUAGCAGAGGGGCAGACCCUGACCUUGAUCUGUCCCUUCAAUAACGGAAAAUAUAUGCACAGCAAGAAGGCUUGGCAGAGGCUGACGGAGGGAGGGGAGAUCCGGACACUGGUACACACAGAGGAGACUUCAGGGAAGCCCAGUCAAGUCCAAGUGGGGAAGUACAUGCUAAAAGAUGUACCCACAGAGUCCGUACUACAUGUCACAAUGACCAACCUCCAAGUGGAGGACUCGGGACUAUAUCAUUGUGUGAUCUACCAUCCUCCCAGGGAACCUGAAAUCCUGUUCCAUCCAGUCCGCCUGGUGGUGACCAAGAAUCAUUCAGAUACUCCUGCCUCCGAUGAGAGUUCUACCCAGAAUUUGGCUCAGAUUACCACCACCAUCACGACCACGAGCAAGCUCUAUACCAAACCCAGCCUCAUUACCAAAACCUCACCCAUGUCAACUGCUGUCAUUUCAUCUCCUGGCCCCAGAGAUGUUACAAAUGUUGUAGAUGUCUUCAGGAUCCCUGUGUUCAGCAUUGUCGUUCCUGUGGCCUGUUGUCUCCUCACUAAGAGCCUGGUCUUCACUGUCCUGUUUGCUGUCAUGCAGAGGUCAAUUGGAGCCUAGACCCAUGGACUCGUGAGAAUGACCUCUGACCUCCAGCCACGUCCAUCUGGCAGUUGUGUUGGGAGAGGAGUGUGGGGGGAGGGAAUGACAUGGCAUGAAUUGAGUGUCAUCACAGUUGUUUCUAAGGCUCAGGAGCUCACCCUCCUGGCCCUGACUACUCCCCUCCUUUCAGUAACCUGGGUUGUAGGCUUUGCCC